Messenger RNA from Diuraphis noxia (Russian wheat aphid), 1262 nucleotides. RefSeq names its product AMMECR1-like protein. The record is from RefSeq and is a predicted model, not a curated record. Lineage: Eukaryota; Metazoa; Arthropoda; Insecta; Hemiptera; Aphididae.
GCGUCCAAGUCAGUCAGCUGUUGUUUCCUUUGUGAUUAAAUAAUACAAAAUCUCGUUUUYCAGACUCCAGAUAGUAAAUACCAUGAUUAACUAAUCAUGUUAAAUAGUAGGUAACAAAGCAUUGUAUUUUUAUUAUCUUUUUUCUUCUAUUUUGUUUUUUCCAUCUUAAAUUUCUAUUAGUUCCGAGGUUCCGUCGUAGAAAUUGUUUAGUGCGAUAGUUGUAUUAAGUCGGUUUUUUCUUACGAUCUUCAUCCACACGUCAAAAAUGUCGUCGGGUUCUUGCGGAACAAACACCAAGAAACAGAAACUGCAUCACCAUCACCAAGCGUCGUUGGAUGUCAACGGUGGUAGUGGUAGUGCCUCAACAGCUCUGCUUGAUGGUGUCGUUCAAAAAAUCACUACCCCAGCAAUGGGGUAUUUCUGUUUUGAUACACUUUACUCCUAUCUUAACAGUCUGGAGCCCCCCAAGAAACCAGAUUUCACAAAUGACCCAUUGUAAGUUCAAUGGGAAAAGUCCUCUGUUUGUAACAUGGGAGACUGGAGUAGACAAGAAACUCAGGGGAUGCAUCGGCACAUUCAAUUCAAUUGCUUUGCACAGUGGCUUACGCGAAUACGCCAUAACAAGUGCACUGAGAGAUUCACGGUUCAAACCAAUCUCAAACGACGAAUUGAACCGAUUACAUGUAACCAUAUCGAUAUUGUUACACUUCGAGGAAGGCAGAGAUUACAACGAUUGGGAGAUCGGCGUUCACGGAAUACGCAUUGAAUUUCAAAAUGAACGCGGAAUGAAGCGAACUGCCACUUAUUUACCAGAAGUUGCUGAAGAACAAGGUUGGGAUAAAAUACAAACAAUUGAUUCACUCCUGCGCAAGGGAGGUUAUCGCGGUCAUGUGACACCCGAGACUCGCCGUUCAUUAAAAUUGACUAGAUACCAAAGCGAAACUGUAUCAGUCAGUUUCCAAGAUUAUAUGAACCAUGUACAAACUCUACGUUGCUAGCAGCAUCUUUGGGGCCAAAAAGACUCAGUGGCCCCUCAUAUACCAACACUGCCUAUUUUUAAACAUCCAAGCAUAUAUUCAACAUAUGCAAAUCCCUUAUUACAAUCAAUGUAUUUCAAACAAACAUUGCCAAUUUAUUAUAAUUAUCCAACAUAAUAUAAAAUYAGAUGACCAAUAAAAAGUAAUAAGUUGCAAAAUUAUAAUUAGUUGUUAUGAUUUAAAAGUAAAAAAUAUAUAAAAUAUGGGCCUAUUCCCCAUUUUUGA